ACAGUGAAUGUGCCUAUAGCUAAGGAAGAUCCAAAUAAUUAUCUUUAUUCUAAAGAUAAACUUGUUGUUAUAAAAGAAAAAUUUUAUGAUAUUCUUUAUAGUAUACAUAGAACACAACAACAUAGUGGUCAAUAA
Molecule: messenger RNA, 135 nt
Organism: Cetraspora pellucida
Lineage: Eukaryota; Fungi; Glomeromycota; Glomeromycetes; Diversisporales; Gigasporaceae
Source: the annotation of a GenBank genome assembly